CCUCUGCCGACCAACCAGAAACCCCCCCACACUCCCCCAAAUCUCAUCUCAAUUCUCAAGUACUUCAAGCCAGUCAUUCCAUCCUGUGAUCUCCCAUGGAAAGAAAGAAACCAAAAAUCUGAAAGAAAAAAUCAACAGAGACAAAAGGCAUAUGCAGAGGUGAUCUAUCUGUCUGUAGCUUACAAAAUCCGGGAAAACAGAGGGCGAUAUGAUGUGCUGCUACAUAGGGAAAGCGACCAAGAUCUUCAUCUUCAUUGUCACUCUUCUGGUAGUGACUGGCCUUCUCUUGGGGCUCCGCGGCUUUCUCACGAAACAUCGCAAUCACAAGGAUGCCGACAAUACCUCUUGCUACGCCGAUUCUUGCGACCUCACCGCGAACCCUAAUUCCCAAAUCAAUCCCAUUUCUGCUUUCCCCAACACAAAUUCUGGUAGUGUCCCGCCAAACAACGGCCCGUCGUCCUCUGCACAGCCGCCACCGCCGCCGGGAAGUUUAAAUCCUAGCCUGAACAAUCCCAAUUUUACUCCUCCUUCCCCUCAAUUCCAGGCCUCGACACCUCCACCUCCCCAAUCUCAGUCUGUCUCGGCUAGGCCGCCAUCAUUGAGCCCUCCCAGCGCAGCUUUGGUGGCCUCAGGUCCUGUCCAUUCUUAGUUAGAGUAGGAAGGAGUACUACGUAUUGCAUUUGGUCCAUAGCUGUAGUCUCGUUUUCAGUCGAUUCACUUUCUUGUUAUUCUUUGUAAUGGUGAUGAUGAUUGGGAUCAUGGGAUGCGCCUCUCUACAGGGGUUCUGUAUGUGUGGAGAUUUUUUUUUUGGGAAAUUUCACUUUGCACCCAUAGUUUGGGUAAUAUUUGACUUACCAUCUCAUUUCUAGAAAAAGGAAUGCGGUGCAAAGUAAACUUUGUGAAACAAUGAGGUACACCCUCGGCAAAGAGCUCGUUUGAUAAUACUAAAAUCGGUUUAGUUGCUUGAUUUCGUUGAAAUUUAUUAAGUUCUCGUUAAA
This is a messenger RNA of Cuscuta europaea, 998 nucleotides long. Lineage: Eukaryota; Viridiplantae; Streptophyta; Magnoliopsida; Solanales; Convolvulaceae. The record is from the annotation of a GenBank genome assembly.